AUGUUGCCAUCCACCAGCCACCCACCAGCCAACCACCAGUCAACCACCAACCAACCACCAGCCAUCCACCAGUCAACCACCAGCCAACCACCAGUCAACCACCAGCCAACCACCAGCCAUCCACCGGCCAACCACCAGCCAACCACCAGUCAACCACCAACCAACCACCAGCCAUCCACCAGUCAACCACCAGCCAACCACCAGCCAACCACCAGCCAUCCACCAGCCAACCACCAGACAACCACCAUCCAACCACCAGACAACUUCCAGUCAACCACCAGACAACCACCGGACAACAACAAACCAACUACCAGCCAACAACAAACCAACCACCAGCCAACCACCAGCAAACCCGUUUCAAACGUCCCGUCCACAACCGAAUGA
Branchiostoma floridae (Florida lancelet) is the source of this 384-nucleotide messenger RNA. Its product is annotated as early nodulin-75-like. The record is from RefSeq and is a predicted model, not a curated record. The transcript has 2 exons. Bases 1 to 384 code for a protein of 127 amino acids. NCBI's taxonomy places the organism in Eukaryota, Metazoa, Chordata, Leptocardii, Amphioxiformes, Branchiostomatidae.